This is a messenger RNA of Williopsis jadinii, 2236 nucleotides long. It is a transcript of the gene RKM1, whose product is annotated as protein-lysine N-methyltransferase. Gene Ontology annotation, cellular component: nucleus. The record is from RefSeq and is a predicted model, not a curated record. Lineage: Eukaryota; Fungi; Ascomycota; Saccharomycetes; Phaffomycetales; Wickerhamomycetaceae. Bases 36 to 1796 code for a protein of 586 amino acids. Gene Ontology annotation, molecular function: protein-lysine N-methyltransferase activity. The transcript has a single exon. Gene Ontology annotation, biological process: peptidyl-lysine monomethylation.
GUGGAUAUAAAUACUAAAGCAAGCCUUCAGUUGCAAUGUCUGGUGACGCAAUCAGUGCACUGCUCGAUUGGGCAACGUCUCAUGGCGCUGAAAUUGACGAAAACCUACAGUUUAAGUACUCUGAAGAUAGAGGAGUGUAUGCUGUCUCAACAUCAUCUUCAUCCUCUUGCGGGCUGAAGAUCCCCUUGGAACUGAUUAUGGACGGUAGUAUGGCUGUUGGUGUGUUUGGGUGCGAGCUAUCAACAGAUAGAAUACAAAAUGGCGGCGUGAAGCUUCUUCUGUGUAAGUUGAAAUACGACAAAUCGCCAACUCGUUAUAAAGAAGUCAUUCUCAAUGACUUCUUCUCUCAUUAUAUCAAACUGCUGCCAACUGGUAGAUCUACAAGAUCGCCAUACUAUUGGUAUGACGAUGAGCUUUCGCUGUUUCAAAACUCCAAUCUCGGUGGAUCCUUGCCUGCUAAGUUCCGUGCAGUUGUCGAGGAAUGGUUUGCCAUUGUCACUAACUUGCCAGAGAGUUUCCAAGAUGAACAAUAUCACCUUGAUCUGCAUUUCUAUAACAAAGUGUUCUCGUGUUCUCGUGAUGAAUUGAUUGAUGAACUGCUGUCUCAGGAUUCAUGGACCAGUUUUGGUGCUUACCUUUGGUCCACUAUCAUCUUUACGUCUAGGGCAUUCCCAAACAAGAUCAUCAACAGUGAGGUAAAGGAUGGACAAGCCAUGCUUCUACCAGUGAUCGAUUUGCUGAACCAUGACACCUCUGCGAGGGUCAACUGGUCUUAUGAAACGGCUGCUUCAAGAGGGUACUUCUCUUUGCAACUAUUGGGUCCCCUGGAAGCUGGUAAAGAAGUCUUCAAUAACUAUGGUGCUAAGGGUAAUGAAGAGUUACUUAUGGGCUAUGGAUUCGUAAUACCUGAAAAUCCAAAUGACUCGGUGGCAUUGAGAUUGCCUGUGAACUUGAAACAGUUAGCACUUGCACAAAAGUUACAUAUCCAUCUACCAACCAUCGAUGACUACACAUAUCAUGCAUUUGACACCGCGAUGACUCCGGUCUCCACAACUGAUUUGGAAAGCUUCAUUCAAGAAGGGUUGCUAUACUUCAUAAACAGAUCCCAGUUAGUUCCAGAUCCACUAUUGGACUUCUUUACGGCAAUGACACUAAAUGAGCUUGAACAUCAGUUCACUAUCCGUUCGAGGCUACAAGCACUACAAGCUUUGAGGAACGCUAUUGAUAGUAAGCUUGCAUUGUUAAAGAAGAAACCAAAGGCUACUGUAUCAUCAGCAAAUGAUAUUGUCAUUUGUUCAAAGAUAUAUAUAUCAGGACAGAAGGAAUUGCUCAAAUCAUGCAGUGCCGAGAUUAAAUCUCAAGAGAAGAAGUUGCUACAAGACUGGAAGUCGCAAAUAUGGAACAUUAAGAAGAUCUAUAAGAAACAUAGUCCGUUCAGGGAAGCAUUGGCACAGUUGGGCUUCAACACCGUGGAAGAAGCUGAAGCAUCUCAUGAGUACCAGGCAUACCUCUCAUUGUGGGUUUUAUUACUAGUGAAAAUACCCUCUGAAGAGUUCCAACCACCACAAUGGAUAAUUGACUGCUUCCACAAACUGGAUGAAGAUUUACAGACUUUCCGUACAGAUGCUAUACAUGCCACCAUGGUUAGAGAAUUGAAAGAGGGACUCGGUGAUUUACCAAUCGCAGAGCAUAUCAACGAAGACGACAUGUUACUUGCGGAGAAGGUUGUUGAUUUGAACAGUUAUACAAGAAGCAAUGGCUAUGAAACCAUUUUAGUUGGACCAAUGACUAUUUGAGAAUAUCUGGAUCGUAUAACACAUAUUUGUUUAUCAUUACUAUUAUUAACUCAAUUGGCUAACAAUUCAGAAUCUGCCAUCAACUUCUCCAAUAUAUAGAUACCCUUAAUGACACUUGCGAGGUCUUUUUUCACCACUGAACUGGAGAUCUUAGACUCACUGAAUGCCCUUGGACUCUUGUUUACCCUGACCACUGAGUUCGCUUCCAAACUGCUCAAUGCUUCCAGGAACUCUGCUUUCUUCAGUAAACCAACGAGGUUAUCAACUUUGCCGUUUUUGAUAUAGUAUUCAUAGAAGGCAUUCAUGGUUAAAGUCUGGAAUGGAUUUGCACCUUCAGCUUUAAUUAAGAGACAAACGAGUAGUUUCUGUUGCAAGUUCAAUUCCCUUAGUUUGCUCAUUUGGUUCGUAUUAAACACGGUGUUUAUAACUCUAGCAAUGUG